CGGCCGGCCUGGAUUUGCUUAAAUGGAAGAGCCCCGAACAUUCCCCUUCAGCGCUCCAAUGGCAGCUUAAGCACAUGCGCUGAUUUUAAAUCUACGGCAUUGUCAAAUAUCUUGCGCUACAAAGUUUUUGCUUCGUGUUAAUUACCUUACUUGAUUCUCUUCUUUUUUGUCCUUUUUCACAAUCUGAGCGAGACAGCACCUGAACAACGCUCGAUGUCUUUACUUCUGCUUGAUCUGUUGUUGCCACAGUAUGCUUACAAAUGUGACUCUUCAAGAAGAAUUCAACACCUGCUACAAAGCUUUGAUAUUUGAUCAUUCAUUUUUUGUAAGAGUAUUUCUCUGUUGGCAAAAAGCUACGAUAUUUUGUUGCCUGAUAUUACAUUUUUGACAUUUUUUCUCCGAUAUUGUAAAACGGAGUUCGUUGUAAGGCACUGAAUCGCAUAUGCUUAAUAGCGUCCCUUCAAAUCAAGCCCCCUCUGUCUCUUGCACUCUUGCUACGUGUAACUAACGCUUAGUACAUAAUGUGAGCCUCAAGAAGACGAUCGACUGAGCUACAACUCUUAGGAACAUCAGGAUUACGCUCAUAGCUCUAAAAAUCUGUUUGUGACUUUCAGGGUCUUGGGAGGGGAUUUAUUGUUGUGGAUGAUGAUCUGUCAAGAUCUUAUAAAAAAGAUCCUUCCAGUUUUGCUCACGGCAAGUUUUUUUUGGUUGAUGUUCUACAACUUCGAUAUUUCUGUAGUGAGUCUAAGUCGCCCACAAUUGGCACCUCCGAUUGAAAUGCUGGGUCGAUCACUACUUCAUCAAAACAUCUCUGAUCCAACAACUAGAAAAUCCACUCCGUCCAAGUUUUUCAAUCAAUCUGAUUUGACUCAGUUCAUGAUUGACCGUGAAGAGUUGUAUGAAAAAAGACGCAAAAGAAUCCAUCAGGUGUGUCAAACAUAUGGUGAAGCUUUGCAUCGAAGUGAUAAAAAAAUCAUGGAGACUUUGAUGGUGUCGAAGGAGAAUGGCAUUGGAUAUUGCCGUCAUGGGAAAGUAGGAACUUCCACAUGGAUGCAUUACUUCAUGGACAUGGCCGACUCGGAGGAUUUGAAAAAUAAGAUCCACACUGUAUCUGAUCUUCAUCCUGUUAUUUCUAAUUACUUCAAAUUAUCUCCAAGCACCCACCUCAAGACUUACCUAAACGACAACCCCUUACUUUUGGUCACAUUUGUCCGGCAUCCUUUUGAAAGACUUAUCUCAACGUAUGAGAACAAAAUCAAAUACGUUAAGGACAAAGCAUUCUCAAGGAUAAGGAAUAGUAUUGGAAAGGCGUUUGGCGAUUUUAGCUUUCCAUCUUUCAUCAAAUACGUCUUGAAUGAUUUGACCAAGUCAUGUUCCAAAACAUCUUGCCCGGUCAACGUUCAUUGGCGACCUUUCCACGAUCGAUGUGCUUACUGUGAUAUGAACUACGAUGUGAUAGGAACCUUGGACGAGUUUCAAAGUGAUGUUUUUUAUAUCAGCCAACGACUUCAACUCCCUGAGGUGUUCAAUUUAAAGCUCCAUGCCAACGGAGCCCCGCCUCUUGCCAUAACACAAUCUCGUCACGAAAAAUCGCUACAGUAUUUCAAGCAGCUUCAAAAGAAACAAAUCGUAAUUUUGCUACGAAUUUACAGCAUCGAUUUUGAAUUGUUUGGUUAUACAGCAGACGAGUACCUGAAAUAAACACAGACUGAAUAACCAA
This is a messenger RNA of Tigriopus californicus, 1720 nucleotides long. RefSeq names its product carbohydrate sulfotransferase 11-like. NCBI's taxonomy places the organism in Eukaryota, Metazoa, Arthropoda, Copepoda, Harpacticoida, Harpacticidae. Gene Ontology annotation, cellular component: membrane. Bases 643 to 1701 code for a protein of 352 amino acids. Gene Ontology annotation, molecular function: sulfotransferase activity. The record is from RefSeq and is a predicted model, not a curated record. The transcript is spliced from 3 exons. Gene Ontology annotation, biological process: carbohydrate biosynthetic process.